Messenger RNA from Phragmites australis (common reed), 1903 nucleotides. RefSeq names its product fatty acyl-CoA reductase 1-like. The coding region runs from base 118 to 1617 and encodes 499 amino acids. Gene Ontology annotation, biological process: suberin biosynthetic process; long-chain fatty-acyl-CoA metabolic process. Gene Ontology annotation, cellular component: intracellular membrane-bounded organelle. Lineage: Eukaryota; Viridiplantae; Streptophyta; Magnoliopsida; Poales; Poaceae. The record is from RefSeq and is a predicted model, not a curated record. Gene Ontology annotation, molecular function: alcohol-forming very long-chain fatty acyl-CoA reductase (NADP+) activity. The transcript is spliced from 7 exons.
UGGCUGGAUAGCUAGCAGCUAGCAGUACCGUAACUUAUCUCUCUCAAACAAAACAACACAGUCUCUCUAGGUCUCUUUUCUCUGUGAAGCAAGCUAGAUUAGGACACAAAGAGAGAGAUGAAGACGGCGAUGGAUAGCAUGGACGCGGCAAGGAUCAUAGGGUACUUCAAGGGCAAGAGCAUCCUCAUCACCGGCUCAACUGGCUUUCUUGGAAAGAUUCUCGUGGAGAAGAUACUGCGGGUACAGCCUGAUGUCAACAAGAUCUACCUCCUGGUACGCGCCAUCGAUGCACCGUCCGCAAAGCAGCGCGUCCAACAAGAGGUUAUUGGCACAGAGCUGUUCGGCCUCCUGAGGGAGAAUCAUGGCGAGGGGUUCCAGCAGUUCAUCGAGGAGAGGAUUGUUCCUUUGGCCGGAGACAUCAUAUACGAGAACCUGGGGCUGGAGGCUCCCAGAUUGGAGGAACUGGCCAAGGAGAUCGACGUCAUUGUGAACAUUGCUGCGACCACCAACUUCUACGAAAGAUAUGAUGUGUCGUUGGAUGUGAACGUGCUGGGGGUGAAGCAUCUGUGCCACUUCGCCAUGCAGUGUGCAAAGCUCAAGAUGUUCAUGCAUGUCUCCACUGCUUUCGUUUCCAGCGACAGGGAGGGUUUGAUCCAGGAGAAACCCAUCAAGCCCGGCGAGUCGCUGUGCGAAGGCACGUUCCUCGACAUCGACGCCGAGCUGCGGCUCGUCAGAGAAGUCAAGAAGGAGCUCAGCGCCAGCGACUCGCUCGACGUGCACAAGAUGGGUCGCAAGGCCAUGAAGGAGCUCGGCCUCCAAAGGGCUCGUCACUUUGGGUGGUCCAACACGUACGUGUUCACCAAGGCCAUGGGGGAGAUCCUCCUGGGGCAGCUCCGUGUCGACAUCCCUGUGGUGAUCAUGCGCCCCAGCAUCAUCACCAGCGUCCGGGCGGACCCCUUGCCGGGGUGGAUGCAGGGCACGCGCACCAUCGACACGUUCAUCAUCGGCUACGCCAAGCAGAACCUCUCCUGCUUCCUCGCCGACCUCAACCUGGUCAUGGAUGUCAUCCCGGGGGACAUGGUGGUGAACGCCAUGAUAGUGGCGAUGGUGGCGCACUCGGAGGAGAGGGGCGCACAGGUGGUGUACCAUGCCACAUCGUCGCUGCGCAACCCAGCCACCUACAGCGUGCUCUACGAGUCCGGCUGGCGGCACUUCACGGAGAACCCGCGCGUGGGGAAGAACGGCGAGGUCAUCCCCACCAGGGGGAUGUACUUCUUCACCACCAUCGCGCGGUUCCACUUCUACAUGAUCCUCACCUACAAGCUGCCCCUAGAGAUUCUGCACUUGGUGAAUCUGCUGCUUUGUGGGCUCUUCUCGCGGCUCUACAACGACCUCAACCGCAAGUACAAGUUCGUGAUGCAUCUUGUCGACGUCUACGGCCCCUUCGCCUUCUUCAAAGGAUGCUUUGAUGACAUGAACUUGGAACGGCUGAGGAUGACGAUGGCGAUGAAGACCACUGAAGAUCGCAUGUUCAAUUUCGAUCCCAAGACCAUCGACUGGGACGAUUAUUUCUGCAGAAUCCACAUACCUGGUGUUCUCAAGUAUGUGUGCAAGUGAAGCCUUGUUAAGUUUCUUGCUUCUUCACCUUUUCCCUAUAGAAAAAAAAAGCUCUUAUAUAUUCUGUGUCAAAAAUAUCAAUUUAUUUGUUGUACCUGCAAGGUGGGUGAUUAUCAUAAGAAGUCGGCUAGAUUGUUAGUUGUAUUGGAGAAGCUCCAGAACUAGUUUAAAUAAUGAUAACAUGUAUGUGUGCUUGUGUUAGGUGGCAGACUAUGAUCUGAAUUCCGAAUCUGUAAUAUCUGUCUGUGAGUGUCAAUGACAAUAUAUGAAAAGGAUCUGUAAUCUC